Messenger RNA from Nerophis lumbriciformis (worm pipefish), 2901 nucleotides. It is a transcript of the gene dact2, whose product is annotated as dishevelled-binding antagonist of beta-catenin 2. Gene Ontology annotation, cellular component: cytoplasm. Gene Ontology annotation, biological process: negative regulation of nodal signaling pathway. Lineage: Eukaryota; Metazoa; Chordata; Actinopteri; Syngnathiformes; Syngnathidae. The record is from RefSeq and is a predicted model, not a curated record.
AAGACUCGCUCGUUCACUGAGGACUUUUCACAUCAUUCUCUGACAUUUCUGGAUAUGCCCGCUGUCUAAUCUCCAUCAUGCUGAGCACGAAGAGCUCCUGCGUGGGAAUGAUGAGCGCUGCCGUGCAUGGGAUGGACCGCAGCAGGGUCGGGGAGAGGCUGCAGGCUGCCCUGGCCGGGCUGCAAGAACUGCAUCUGCUCCGGGAACGGCAGAGAGACAUGGUGAGCUGGGCUCUGAGGGCGGACCGGGAGGAGCCGCUCACUGGCCCGAACGAGAGCAUGAGUACGAUGGGGGCCGAGGAGCAGCGGCUGGAGGCGACCCUCACAGCGCUCAAGCAACAGCUGUCUCGUCUUCGGAAACAGGACGUAGGACUGAAAACACACCUACAGCAGCUGGACCAACAAAUAAGUGAGCUGAAGUUGGAUGUGAGCAAGGCCUCCACAGAGCAACUGGAGAGUGACAGCAGGCCAAGUUCAGGUUUUUACGAGCUCAGCGAUGGUGGCUCAUGCUCCUUGUCCAACUCCUGCACCUCAGUGUACAGCGAGUGCCUGUCGUCCUCCCAGACGAGUCUUCUCCUCCCUUCCACGAGCCCCGCUAAUGCUCAAGUUAGUCCACAAUUACAAAAGGAUGUUUACCGUCGCCGCUCGGCCGAUGAAAGCGCAACCCAGCCCAACAGUACCCGUGGCAUUCAUCUGGGAAGCAGCAGGAUUAGGGCGAGCUGCGUCGUUGCCGAACAUGGACGAACAAGACCUGUGUCAACAGGUGACCUCGAACGGAUGAUGACUCAAGGACUAAACUAUAAAUCUGUGGAUGCCAAGAAACAACCAACGUACCCCAACCCGAAGAUCCCCAUGAUGGAUCCAAAGUUCCAGAGCAAUUUGGUGUCCCGCAAUGGAAUUGAACUGUACCACUACCCCAGUCCACUGCAUGCGGUGGCCCUCCAAAGCCCAAUCUUUUUCCACUGUGGGGAACCUGCCAUACCGGGACUUGCAGAAGGAGCCCCAGUGAGUGAUUCUGACACACUCCAGGGUACUGAGCUGGGAUAUGAUACCAAGACUUUAGGCUAUAUUGACAAACUCCUACACCGCAGCGCUAGCAAAAGCCAAAUUGAAAUGUCCCCUAUGGCUAUGCAGGCACAUAGCAACUAUCAGAGGAAACCGACUGAAGUCGCAACUGUGUUUCCUCAGAAACCGGUAUCUCCUCCUCAACCUCCCCCGUCUCAAGCCAUAAACAUCAUACCACUAGAUAAUGAACAGAGGAAACACCGCAUGACACAUUCCAGUCCAGAAACAACUGAUAACGCAGACCACCAACAGUCAAUGAGACCUCAGGAGGUUUCGUAUGGGCAAUCCUAUCUUGCUGUCAUGAGAGAGUACAGCUCUGAUGAGGUGACUAUGUCAUCACUGAGGAAGAAGGACAAAACCCAAGUUGUUUCAAGAGGCCAAGCACAGAAGACAUGUGGGGAUAACUCAAAAUCAAGGCCGGUAGAGAAGAAGGGUCAUAGGCAAAGACCAGUCUUGUCGCACAGCUCAAGCGCAGAGGACAGUCAAAGCUUUGAGGUGCACAAUGGCCACAGAGGCUCCUUCGAGUUUGUCCACGCCAAAUUUGUCCCAGCUGGAACUCAGAGGGUCAAGGUGAGACAGGCUGAUCGUAAAACCAAAGCAAUAAAACUUAAAAGAAAGAGCGAAGAGAGAAAGCCUCGAGGACUGAGGCAGUCGCAUGGAUGUUCAUCUGGCGAAAGAACACGAGAAUCUUGUGGAUCCAAGGGAGACGUGAGAAGGUCAGGAAAGGCGAAGCUGCUCCAGAAAUACCCCAGCUGUCCAAACGAGGAGCGCAAACAGGGUUCAGGCUCAGACUCCAGCCUGUGUGGCCCUGUAUUGAUGUACACUCACAAGGUCCACUCAAAGCCAUACCCUGUUCAAGCUGCUACCAAGUCCAACAAAAGCCGUAGAUUACAAUGUGGAGAGUAUGAGCAGCCGGUGGAUCAGAGAAAGAAGAGUCAAGGGGCUGUCAAGUGGUUAUCUGAUGGGGAGAAGUUCCAAGCAUCAAGUGGACAGCGACAGUGGCCCAAAGAUCUCCAUACCCAAGUACCAGGAGGCAUGCAUUUGGUCCGCAGCAUGAGCACCAGGUCAGGCCAAUGGAUAGGACCUCCCCACCCCUUAAUGACCUCUAUGUCAGCUAAUACUUUCCAUAGUAAUCUCAAUGCCAGAUACCCCCCAGCACCUCACUGCAUAUCCAGCCAGUACCCACCUCGAUGCGAGUCUGAGUACUCCGCUGAGUGCAUGUCGCUAUUUCACUCUACUAUUGCUGCAAGCAGCGAUGGGGAGAUGAGCGACAACACCACCAAUCGCUUUGGGGAUAUCGAAUCCAGCCAAAGCUUCCAAUCCUUCUCAGACUCAGAAAGCAGCCUCUCCCUGGAUGAGGGGGACCAGUUGGACAACCUUGAGGAGGAGGGAGACCUAGUAUGGGCUGAAGCUACGCUUGGGCCCACUGCAGCUGGACAGACACUCCAGCAACUCCCACGACCGGAGCCCUCGUCCUGCCGCAUCAAAGCUUCUCGAGCCCUGAAGAAGAAGAUCCGUCGCUUCCAACCUGCCUCUCUAAAGGUCAUGACUCUGGUGUAGCGGUGUUACCUCAGGCUACAGCAGAGAACUGUGGGAAACUUUGUCUGAGCAUCAGCCUUCUUUUCUGUGCACUGAUUAUUUUCAUGAACAAUGACGUUAUAACCAAAGAAGCAUGCAUGUAUGACAAAAUUAUACUGACACUUAUUUGUAAAUACUAUUCUUAUUCACUCCUAAAUGCAUGUCUUUGCUAUUGGAGAUUUUGUGAGAAAUUCAUAAUAACAUGUACAACUAAACUUCACUUUUUGCUUUAGUUAUUUCUGUUGAUAGUUUAAUCAUA